GUUAAAUUAUUUUUCUUUAUUAACUUUUUUUUAUAAAUUUACAAAUUUAUGGUUCAUCAAAUUCGCACACCUUUCUUCUUACUGUCCAAAUAUAUUAAAUAGAGACUAAAAUUUAAAGACGACCAAAACGACGAAGCUUAGCUCAAAAUGGCCGAAAAGCCACCCGUAACCAUGAUGGAUACGACAGAGUCACAGCCGGUGCACGUCAAAAACUCGAUUAAUCCAAAUAUUAACGAUAACCAAUCGACCAUUAAUGAUCAUUCAUCCUAUCUCAUUCGUACAGGCGAUAUUGCUAACUCUAAACUAAGCACACCGCCUCGACACCCUCUCUCAUUAAUGUCCUCGCUGCCCCCUCUUUCCUUCAACGAAUGCUACCAUAAGGAAAGAGAAGAAUAUCUGAAGCGUUUCGAAGGCUGGAACCAGCCCGAUCAGGUGGACUUCGUUCAGCAUCUACUUCAUAAAAUGUGCCACUAUCAGCACGGCCUCAUAGACUCGUUCCUCAAGCCCAUGCUCCAAAGGGAUUUUUUAUCUUUACUACCGAAGUUUUACUUGGACCACUUAGCCGAAAAAAUUCUUUCAUAUGUGGACGCCCGUUCACUCGCUUCUUGCGAGGCCGUUUGUAAGCGUUGGAAUAGAGUUGUGUGCCAGGGAGUACUUUGGAAAAAACUUAUGGAAAAGAAAGUUAAGAACGAUCCUCUUUGGAAAGGGCUUUCUACCAGAAGAGGAUGGAGCCAAUUUCUCUACAAGGCCCAAAGCCUUGAUUUUGUUCUCGACCAGCUGCGAUCUCUAAAACCGCUCGAUUCGGCCAGCCAUACCCGGGCUCCUUUCGACUCUCCCUUCUACGAGUACUUCUUAAAUGGUAACCUAGCUGAUGCGGGCCAAGAUAACAUAAAUAGUCUAACUGGAAAUGUGAACAUCUUAAACGAAAAAUGCCUCCACUCUAAUUCUCCCCCAGAACCACCUCCUUACUUUUUUAAGCCACCCGGUUUUAUGCAGGGCGAUGAAUAUCAGCUUAAAAUUGCUUCCUGGUUUUACAAGAGACUUUUUGGGUCGGUGCUUAAGGAUAUAACGAAUCUGGAAAGCAAUUGGAGGGAAGGCCGGCACUCCUUAAGGAGGAUCAAGUGCCGCAGUGAAAAUAGUAAAGGAGUAUACUGUCUGCAAUAUGAUGAAAGCAAAAUCGUGAGUGGGCUGAGAGAUAAUACCAUUAAAAUCUGGGACUUCAAAACUCUGGAAUGUAUUAAAGUGCUUACUGGGCACACUGGAUCUGUCUUAUGCUUGCAGUACGACGAUAAAAUCAUAAUUACCGGUUCCAGCGACGCCACAGUCAGAAUAUGGGACGUCAGUACUGGCGAAAUGCUAAACACGCUAAUCCAUCAUUGCGAGGCUGUUUUACAUCUCAGGUUUGAAGAUGAGGUUAUGGUCACCUGCUCUAAGGACCGUUCAAUAGCAGUUUGGGACAUGAGGUCUCCCAAGGAUAUAAGCCUGAGACGAGUGCUGGUAGGUCACAGAGCGGCGGUUAACGUGGUGGAUUUUGAUAGCAAAUACAUUGUUUCCGCUUCUGGCGAUAGGACGAUUAAAGUAUGGGACACGUCUACUUGCGAAUUCGUUCGAACUUUAAAUGGGCACAAGAGGGGAAUCGCUUGCUUACAAUAUAGGGAUAGGCUAAUAGUUAGCGGUUCUUCCGAUUAUACCAUAAGAUUAUGGGACAUUGAAUGCGGUUCUUGUCUUAGGAUAUUAGAAGGGCACGAGGAAUUGGUUAGAUGCAUCAGGUUUGACAAUAAACGAAUAGUCAGUGGGGCUUACGAUGGGAAAAUAAAGGUAUGGGAUUUAGCCGCAGCUUUAGAUCCUAGAACUCCAUCAGGCUCCGUUUGCAUUAGAACUUUAGUCGAACAUACUGGCCGUGUAUUUAGACUCCAAUUUGACGAAUUUCAAAUUGUCAGCAGUUCUCAUGAUGACACUAUACUCAUUUGGGAUUUCCUUAAUUACGAGAACCAAACGGAACCUUUGGGCGGUUUAUCUACUUUGGCAAACCCUUUAGAGGAUGAGUUCCUUAACCUUGGGAAUCCCGAUAUUGCCAUGUCCACGGGAGUUCUAUUAGCCAAUAACGACAUGAAUAAUAUGGUAGAGGGAUCCGGAAGUAGUUCUACCAACCUAGGAAACUUUAAUACUCCCUCCAAUAUUAUCAAUGGGAGCAACAGUAUACAAAAUAACAAUAUAAAUAAUUCCGGCGUUUAUAAUGAGGCAGAUAAUGUUGAUAACGGUAUUUGAACCACAGAAUUUAUAUCCACUGUCGUGAUUAAAACAAAGCAACUAAAACUAACUAACGCCUCAACCAAGUAUUAAAAUCGUAACCGAUAUAACUCCGAUGAAAACUAACUUAACGAAACACUCAUCUUUCUCAACAUAUCCAAUAUAUAAUAUAUCCAAAAAUUUAGGACAUCUUAUAUUUAAUUAUAAUAUAUAUAUAUUAUAAUAUUAUAACAUAAAAUUAUUAUUUAUAAACUUUUUUAUUUGAAAAAGAGACGAAUUUGUAUAUAAUAUUAUUAAUAUUUUAAAAUGGCGUUUUGGCUUGUAAAACGCGUGACUGAGAUGGUAUAAGCCAUAAUUAAAUAAUGUUUAUAAUAUUUUUUGUAUGAAUUCGCACAUGUGAAUUAUGCAUUUU
This is a messenger RNA of Gordionus sp. m RMFG-2023, 2662 nucleotides long. Its product is annotated as F-box/WD repeat-containing protein 11-like. Lineage: Eukaryota; Metazoa; Nematomorpha; Gordioida; Chordodea; Parachordodidae. Gene Ontology annotation, molecular function: protein dimerization activity. The coding region runs from base 148 to 2268 and encodes 706 amino acids. The record is from RefSeq and is a predicted model, not a curated record. The transcript is spliced from 14 exons.